AUGAAUUUAGUGCUCUCAAGAUUCUUGGCAUAUCUUCACGUUGGGUUCCAAGUCGCUCUUCAUACGUUUAUUUAUCCCUGUCAUUUGCAUCCUCAGCCCUGUCACAUCUUGGCACGCAUUGGCCAUACCGUGCGCUUGGGCGCGCUUCUGCCAACCCGCCAGCCGUCCAGAAUACAGUCUGCCCUGAACCGCGCCCUUGUCCACCUUCGCCAAACUGGGAACAACUUCUUGCCUUACAAUCUAAGCUUGGAGGUGCUGACACGGGAGCCGCUGAAUGGCGACCCGGAGUCCCUCUUCAGAUGCGUCUGUCAGGAUAUUGUUGUCCAGGGAGUCUCCGCUGUACUCGCCUUCCCACAGACCCACGAGGAGCUCAUACAAGUUGAAUUUAUGUCCUCUUUUCUGGAAAUACCUUUCAUCAGCAUCAUUGAACAGGGCGAGCCGCUCAGGACAAAGAACCGGUUCCACCUGCAGAUGACGACGCGUGUGCCUCCCUCUGGACUGGCAGAGCUGCUGCUGUCAGUCUUGCUUAGAAGUGGCUGGCAGGGUGGCAGUGCCCUGCUGUGUUCAGACUGGGGGAACAUGGGUAUCUUGGAGCAGCUGGAGGAGCAGGGCAGGCUUGGGCUAGAUGGGCUACAUUGGCAUCUCUGGGAGACGCUGAACCUGUCCCAACCGAACGAUGCAGUGUUGCAGGAGAAGCAGGUGGCAGAGCUGCUCUCUCAGCUCCUGGGCAGAACCCCGUCGGGCCUGGCUUCAUCCUUGCUGCUCUUUGGCUCGGACCCCGAGUGUGUCGCCACCGUUCUACGUAGUGCCCACCAGCUGAGCCUUACUCUGCCCUCCUUGCACUGGAUCAUAGGAUAUCCUCUAACCCUUGACACUCUCCAGUCUAUUGGUGCUCCGCUGGGUCUGCUGGCAUAUGGUGAGGUGAACCGCAAGCCUCUGAACUCCUACAUCCGUGAUGCAUUACAGCUGAUCGGCAGGGCAGUGUUCGCUGCUACAAUGGUCCGGCCAGACUUAGCGCUCAUCCAGAACAUGGUCAACUGUUUCGACAAGCCCAAUAAACAUGAGGUGCCCUCUUCUGGACAAUACCUUGCCAGGUUCUUGUCAAAUACAUCAUUUACAGGGCUGACAGGCCCUGUAAGUGUGGAGCAUGCCCACUCCAGGGUCCUGACCUCCCAGCGAUUCCACAUCUGGAGUCUGCAAAGGGAUGCCAUGGGUCAGCCCAGCUGGGUCACUGUUGCUGGCUGGCAGUCGGGCCAUCUGGAGGUGGAGGAGCAGGGCCUGUGGCCCGGCAUGAGUCAGCGGUUACAGGAAGAGAGCCAGAGCGUGAGGACAGGCAUCCGUUGGAGAGCUGGCAUCCCAGUGGCGGGCACCCGUUUGCGUGUGGUGACUCUGGUGGAGCACCCAUUUGUGUUCACACGGGAGACAGACGACGAAGGCCAGUGCCCGGCCGGCCAGCUGUGCCUGGACCCUCACACCAACAGCUCAGAUGUCCUCAACCAGCUUUUCCUAGAGCUGGAACAGGCUAACAACAGCAGCUCUCUGCCGGCAGAUAUCCGUAAGUGUUGCUAUGGAUACUGCAUCGACCUACUGGAGAAACUGGCGGAGGAUAUGCAAUUUGAGUUUGACCUCUAUAUCGUGGGUGACGGGAAAUACGGUGCAUGGAAGGGGGGUCGUUGGACCGGGCUGGUAGGUGAUUUGCUGAGUGGGGUGGCUGACAUGGCUGUUACUAGCUUCAGUAUCAACUCUGCACGCAGUAAAGUAAUGGACUUCACAAGCCCUUUCUUCUCCACCAGCCUUGGAAUCCUGGUGCGUAGUAAAGACACAGCUGCACCCAUUGGGGCUUUCAUGUGGCCACUACACUGGUCUAUGUGGGUGGGCAUCUUUGUGGCCCUUCACAUUACCGCACUCUUCCUCACCUUGUAUGAAUGGAACAGUCCCUUUGGCAUGACACCGCAUGGCCGUAACCGUGUCAGGGUCUUUUCUUACUCAUCCGCCCUCAACCUCUGCUAUGCCAUCCUGUUUGGCCGGACCGUGGCCAGCAAAACUCCAAAGUGCUGGACCGGACGCUUUCUGAUGAACCUUUGGGCCAUUUUCUGCCUGCUUGUUCUGUCAAGUUACACGGCUAAUCUGGCAGCUGUCAUGGUGGGGGAAAAGACCUUUGAGGAGGUCUCCGGGAUUCAUGAUGCUAAGCUCCAUCAUCCCUCACUGGGGUUCCGCUUUGGUACGGUUCGGGAGAGCAGUGCUGAGGAUUACAUGAAGAAAAGCUUUCCUGAGAUGCACGAGUACAUGAGGCGCUACAACAAGCCCACCACACCUGACGGAGUCUCCACCCUCAAGACAGAUCCCCCUCAGCUGGAUGCUUUCAUCAUGGACAAGGCUCUGCUGGACUAUGAGGUGUCUAUUGAUGCAGACUGCAAACUGCUGACUGUGGGGAAACCAUUCGCUAUUGAAGGUUAUGGGAUCGGCCUGCCUCAGAAUUCUCCUCUCACUCGCAAUGUGUCUGAGUACGUGAGCCGCUAUAAGUCGGAUGGCUACAUGGAUAUACUGCACGACAAGUGGUACAAGGUAGUCCCUUGUGGCAAAAGGGUCUUUGCUGUAACGGAGACACUACAAAUGGGCAUCCAGCACUUCUCGGGUCUGUUUGUGUUGCUGUGUGUGGGGGUGGCUGGAUCACUGCUUGCUCUCGCAGGCGAGCACGCUUUCUACCGGCUCAUCCUGCCUCACCUGCGGCACCAUCAGAGAUUCAGAUACUGGCUCCACACCAGCCAGAAAAUCCACCGUGCUCUGAACAUGGUCUGCUCGGAGGAGAGGAAAAAGGAGAUGAGCUCGGACAGAAGCCCUUCCCUAUGUCUGUCUGAGAGCUGCAGUCUGCAUCGCCUCCCGCCCACUCAACCUCCCUCUCUUUCUCCUUCGGCCCCCACCUCCACCUCCUCUGCCCCGUCCUCUACCACCAAGUGGAAUAAUGAGGGUGCCAAAGCCAGCGUGAGAGAGCCCAAGGACAACAAGCGAGUCCACUUCAACCUGGAGACGCUCAACAGUUAUAGGCUACAGGCACCUCCUGCCGGGCCUGAGAGAGAGAAGGGAAGGGGGAGGCGGGGGUUGGUGGGCAGCCCCCCGACCCAGCUCUGCGAGAACGGGGGACCAUCUCUGGGCUUAAGCCUGGUGCUUUCUCCACCCGCGUGCUCAUCCGGCCAUUCGGCGAUGUGGGAGGGGGAGUUGCGAGAGCUCCAAGGCAGAAUCGAGGAGAUACGGGACCAGCUGAGAGCCGCCUUGGCCAGGAGAGCAGAGCUCCAGACCAGCCUUGAGAGAGAGAGGAGAGAAAACCAGGCCAGAGCCCUCACACAGACCAGCCAAGCUACUGACCAUCCGCCACCCUCCACCACUAUCUCUGCCAAGGACAACAGCAGUAGAAGGUGA
This is a messenger RNA of Chanos chanos (milkfish), 3417 nucleotides long. It is a transcript of the gene grin3ba, whose product is annotated as glutamate receptor, ionotropic, N-methyl-D-aspartate 3Ba. Gene Ontology annotation, molecular function: signaling receptor activity; ligand-gated monoatomic ion channel activity. The record is from RefSeq and is a predicted model, not a curated record. Gene Ontology annotation, biological process: monoatomic ion transport. NCBI's taxonomy places the organism in Eukaryota, Metazoa, Chordata, Actinopteri, Gonorynchiformes, Chanidae. Bases 1 to 3417 code for a protein of 1138 amino acids. Gene Ontology annotation, cellular component: membrane. The transcript has 9 exons.